GGGGAAAAAAAAAAAAAACGCAGGAGGGGGGGUACCUCCCUGUGGAAGAAGUGGCGUGCAAAAUAAUCACCACAUGUGGCCCUCUUUUAAGCGGCUCCAAUGUGUCGAAAUAUAUUUCCCCUCUGUAUCAUUUAAGGAGUUCCAAGGGGGUGUUAUAAUGGGCACAAAUUGAUUUUAUAAAAAGGCACAUUUUUGUAAAGCUCUCCACGUGGCUCCCUCCUUUCAACUGUCCCUUUCGCCGCAAACCGUUGAGGAGAAAAAGGGCUAACCAGAUAUUCGCUCACAGUUGAGAUAAACGCUCUGAGAGAAGAGGUUCCCCUGUGAGAGGGGCUACAUGGAAAGACCAGCAGGAGAGCAGUCGUAAUGGGCAUGAUGCGAAUCCCCACAACGGUGUGGAAAGGAUGAAGGCACCAGCGUGGCGAACCUUUGCACAUGUGGGGAGGAGAAGCUUCGGGAGUUCCUAUCUGACGAAGAAGCUGAAGACGAUAAACGACCGGGCGCUGAAGUACCACGAGGAUUACAUAAAAUCGUUGGAUAUCCUGGAGGGGAAGAACAGAAGCGUAAUGAAGGAGAUUUUCCCGAACAAGAAAAGCAAAAUAAAUGAUUUGUUUUUUCAAAGAUGUGGAAACUCGAGCGGAGUAGAUUCAUCCAAGGUGGCAGCAAAAUUGGAAGAAGAUGCAGACCUGUUGGAUUUGCACACAUCGGAGAGGGGUGCCUACCAACACGAAAUGAAAAGCAUGACGUUAGACGAAUUUGGAAGUGUAAGAAUAGUGCAUAACAACAUCCUGGAGGAGGAGGCGGACUGCAUGCUGAUCCCGAUGGUAUCAAAUUUUGUCCCUUUAAGUGGAUUCGGGGCGUACGUACUGCAUAGAGGCGGGAGAGAAUUAGUAAAGGAAAUAUUCAUCAGCAUAAAGGCACUAAUUAAGAAAAGAAUAGACGUAUUGAAUGAACACAGAGAGGAGUACCUAUCGGGAAGCAAAGACAAAGUUGGAAGAGAAAAAGAGUUUAAGAAAAUGAUAGAAAAUGCCAAGUCGUUACAAGUAGGAGAUGUUAUUCUAUCAAAGCCUCAUCAAGUUAGCGACAAAGUAAAAUUGCUAGCCUUUUUAAUAAUGCCAUAUUUCUGGCAAGGAAAUAAUUACGUUUCUUCAAAUAAGUUAAGAUUCUCUUUCGCUAGUGCGUUAAGGCAACUAAAUGAGUUGUGCAUUUCGUCUGUCAUCCUACCGGAUAUUGCAUCUGGUAUUUAUGGCUACGCUCCAAGUAGCUCCAGUCACAUACUCCUAAACGAAGCAGUCGAAUCGAUUCUACAGAUUGGUGCCACAGUCCCAAUGUACAAUUUGAAUUCCAUUUCUCUCGUUGAUAAGGAUGUAAAUACGUGCAGAACUUUUAGUGAGGCACUUGAAGAUGUGUGUAGAAGUUACCUACCGCAAAAAAAAGUGCUACCCGCCCCCAAGUACUGGAAUGUGGUAAAUAGGAGGCUGCUGGAAAUUCCCUCCAAUGUUAUUCACUUUUGUAGGAAGCAUAACAAAAUAUCUUUUAAAAAAUAUCAUGGCAUUAUCAGGCGUAAGUUUCAACAUUAUUAUAGCAAUAUUAGGCCCUUCAAGUGGAGAGCUUCUAGGGUCAUCGAACCGAACCCUUUUCUUGUUUACCAAAACUCCGGGGAGCCCAGCUCCUAUCAGUACGGCCCCAAGCCCCACUACUACAAGGGCGUGUCGCACACGCUUUACAAUGUCGGCAGGAAGGGCCUGGUUAACAUCCGCGUGGGCCGCCACGGCAAGCUGCAGGCGCUGAAGAGGGUGUCCAGCAUUUCGCUCGAGACGAAGCCGCGCCUUUAG
Molecule: messenger RNA, 1832 nt
Organism: Plasmodium vivax (malaria parasite P. vivax)
Lineage: Eukaryota; Apicomplexa; Aconoidasida; Haemosporida; Plasmodiidae
Exons: 1
Coding region: 402-1832 (476 amino acids)
Source: RefSeq, a predicted model, not a curated record